Molecule: messenger RNA, 531 nt
Organism: Ciona intestinalis (vase tunicate)
Lineage: Eukaryota; Metazoa; Chordata; Ascidiacea; Phlebobranchia; Cionidae
Product: small ribosomal subunit protein uS8
Biological process (GO): translation
Cellular component (GO): ribosome
Molecular function (GO): structural constituent of ribosome
Source: RefSeq, a predicted model, not a curated record
CACCCCAAAUGUUUGCAAAGCUAACACUAGAUGGCGUGCCCAACGUGUAGUUGAUUUGGAUCACGUCUGGUUCUUUUUCGAACUGGUAAGGUUCAUAACACACAGCCACCAUGGUGCGCAUGAACGUGCUCGCUGAUGCCCUCAAGUGCCUGUGCAAUGCCGAAAAGCGUGGCAAGCGUCAAGUCCUGCUUCGACCCUGUUCAAAGGUCGUCGUCAAGUUUCUGACAGUCAUGAUGAAACACGGUUACAUUAACGAAUUUACCAUUGUUGAUGACCAUAGAGCUGGAAAGAUCGUUGUUGAGCUUAACGGUCGGUUAAACAAAUGUGGUGUCAUUUCUCCACGAUUUGAUGUUGCUAUUCGUGAUUUGGAAAAAUGGACCACCAACCUUUUGCCAUCAAGACAGUUUGGUUACAUUGUCCUUACCACCAGUUGUGGAAUUAUGGAUCAUGAAGAAGCACGAAGGAAACACACCGGUGGAAAGAUUCUCGGCUUCUUUUUCUGACCGAAAUAAAAUGAGAAUUCAUUGAAAA